Messenger RNA from Ictalurus punctatus (channel catfish), 1784 nucleotides. Its product is annotated as cysteine-rich motor neuron 1 protein. The transcript is spliced from 5 exons. The record is from RefSeq and is a predicted model, not a curated record. Gene Ontology annotation, biological process: regulation of cell growth; regulation of signal transduction. Gene Ontology annotation, molecular function: insulin-like growth factor binding. Bases 533 to 1552 code for a protein of 339 amino acids. NCBI's taxonomy places the organism in Eukaryota, Metazoa, Chordata, Actinopteri, Siluriformes, Ictaluridae. Gene Ontology annotation, cellular component: extracellular region.
GACGUACUCAUUGGAGGUACUUUGUUUUUCACUGAAGCGUUAUCGGUCCUCGAGGCCUCAUCACUUUCGGUAGAAAUGUCUGCCAAAUGAACAGACGUGACGCUUUAUUUACUUCUUCUCGACGUCCGUGAUAAAUUGUGUGUCUGAAAACCUUCAUAAACACUCUCGAUCUCUCUCCCUCUCUCAAUUCCUUCCCACGGGGGGAAUAAUUCUGCAGAUUGUGAAAUUUCCUGGGAUCAAGUUCAAGUAUUCGAUUUGGAAAAACCUAGAAGCUUUCUACUCUGACAUUUCCGAACGUCAAGCCAAGUUAAAGAUGUUUCUGAUUUGGAUGAACGAGAGAGCGAGAUAAAGUGAGACACACACACACACACAGUAUCUAGAAGGUGGAGUGUGUUUUGACCAAUGAGCUACAGAAACACGCACAAACGCACAGUUUCCUUCUCGUAGUCAGGUCCGUUAGUCGGUUUUAGACUGAAACCCGGUGUAAAUUGCUCUGUGAGCUCCGUUUUAGUGCUCGUGUUGCGGCAGCACUAUGGUCUCGAGUGUUCUGUGGAUCUCGGUUGCGACGCUGGCGUUUCUGCGCCUCGCGGAGACAGGUUCUGAGUAUGCGUUGCUGCAUGAAGGAGAAAAAUGUGGAGAAUACGACCAGGGCAGGUGCGAAUCCGGUCUCAUCUGCGUGCCUGACAAUCCCGAGCCCGAGUUAUUCAACGCAGUAGGAGUGUGCACCAGGGUUCCGGGUUGUAACUGCUCCGAGUUCCAGUGUUUGCCGAGGCAAGGCUGUCGAGGUCGUCAGGUGAUCGAUCCGUGCGGGUGUUGUACACACUGCGCCAAGACAAAGGGGCAGGUGUGCGGCGGGCCGAGCUGGAGAUACGGUAACUGUGAUCCGGAUUUGGUUUGCGCUCUUGUCGUGGGGCUCGAUUCGGCCAGACCUCCACAGACGGGCGUGUGCAAAGUGAUACCAAAACAUCUAAAAAAACACUUCCCCGUCCCUCUUUGUCCCGUUCAAAACGGUUGCAACGUGCACGUUGGGAAUUGUGACUGUUAUUCAGACCAGUCCUGUGACUCACCGUUCAGUUACAGCACCUACGAAGAAUGCAAUAAAAUUCUAAUGGCUUUCUUGAUGUAUGACUUUUAUGCCAACGACAUGGAAACGCCUCCCAAACCCGAGGUACCUGCAUAUGAGUGUAAGGAGUGGAGCUGUGAGGUUCAGGCCUGCGAGUGUGUGUGUCAAUAUAGAAAAUGUGUCUACAGGUUAGCUCCACUUAACGAGGCCGCCUGCUGCGACGUACUGAAGGAAUCUGGGUGCCUUAAUACGUCGUGUCCUGGGACUCCCACUCUGGCUUGUCCGGCAGACUCCUUCAUUAGUGAGCCCCACACCGAACCCGGUCACUGCUGCCCUGUUGUGCCUGCUAUGUGCACCUGCGACUUCCAGACCUGCACUCCAAAACCCACAUACUGCCCUAACCGCGGACUUCCCCGACUCCUUGUGAAGGGAAACGGCCACCCGGGGACCUGCUGCGACCGCUACGAGUGUGUGAAAGAAGGAGAUUAAUUAGCACGUGUAAUAUAAUACACACUUUUAUCUUAUUAUCCUUGUGAAACUAACCGUAACCUCACUAACCGUAACCUUAACCUCAGUAACCAAAAGGAAACAUUUCGGCUCUGGUAGAUUUAUUUUUCAUUUCAGGCAAACACCUUGCUGUUUCAUGUAAUGCUCAGAAUGCUUGAUGUGCAAAAAAAUCUGGAAUGUACUCAACAAUAAAAGAAAUAUUUACAGGAAGAAA